Messenger RNA from Mycena citricolor, 1553 nucleotides. The record is from the annotation of a GenBank genome assembly. NCBI's taxonomy places the organism in Eukaryota, Fungi, Basidiomycota, Agaricomycetes, Agaricales, Mycenaceae.
AAAUUGCGGAAAUUGUACGAUUUCUGCUUUACGAAGGUCCUUCUCUUCUUUCUGUUCUUCACCCGUCAUCUUGUCACUGUAGUCUCCUAUGGGAUCCUACCCCUCCAAAUCCCUCAAGGAUGUGUCUGGCAAGUCGUACCAGUACGUUGUCAUAGGAGGAGGCGCAGCAGGCUGUGUCGUCGCCGCACGUCUCAGCGAAGACCCGAACGUAACCGUGCUCGUGCUCGAGCGCGGCCCCGUCGUCGACAGCUGGCUCUCAAAGAUUCCUCUUUUCUCAUCCAACAUCACCGACAAGAACGCGCCCGUGUACAGGAUCCCGUCCGCGCCAGCCAAGGCUCUGGAAGACCAGACGAUGACGUUGGUGGGGGGCAAGGCACUUGGGGGCUCGACCAAGGUCAAUGCGCUGCUCUACACGCGCUCGACGCCAGGAGAGUACAACGCGUGGGAGCGUGCAGGACGGAAAGGAUGGGGCUGGGACGCAGUCGAGCCGUUCUUCAAGAAGAGCGAGCACUACUCCGCUGCGGCGGGUCUCUCCUUCCGCGGAUCGAAAGGGCCGUGGCAAACGAGAGGCAGUCCCGAGAUCACGUUUGAGUCGACAACAAGAGCCCUAGAUGCUGUUCCCAGCCUGGGAAUCCAGACCGUGAAAAUGGAUAACGACCCGUCGUCGCCCGCGGUUGUGUGCACGCUGCUGGAUACGACGAUCGACUCCCACGGCCGGAGAAGCGAUACGAUGCAGGCGUUCCUUCCCAGCAAGGUCGUUCGCACGCGCAAGAACCUGCACGUUUGCACGGAAUCUGGAACUGAACAGUUCCGUGUUUCCGUCGAGAAGGAGGCCGUUCUCUGCGCCGGUGCUAUCGCGAGUCCUCAUAUCUUGUUAUUGAGUGGCGUGGGGCCUCGAGAUGACUUGGCGCCACUCAAUAUCCCGCUGGUCAAACAUCUUCCCGGAGUCGGAGCUCAUUUGCAAGAUCAUGUUAGCGUCCCGAUCAUUUACCAAGUUCCCAUCACGGACAGCAUCGAUCUUCUCAUCGAGCGCCCGCUGGCUGCGAUCCCCCAGUUGUUCAAGUAUGUGUUCAACGGCCGGGGUAUUCUCGGAAACCAGGUCCAGCAAGCAAACAUCAUGGUCCGAACCAGUCUGGCCGACGUGCAGAAUGCCUCUCCCCAGGACCUAGACGCGCAGAAUCCUGACAACGUGCCUGAUGCCGAAAUCAUGCUCUUGCCGGUCAAUCCAUCUGGCGCGCGGCCGUCCGGGUUUCCCAAAUCCGCGGGGACAUUCUCAAUCAUGACCACUGCAGUGCGGCCUAAAUCGACCGGUUCUGUCAAGCUUGCUUCGGCGGACCCCAGAGCCCAGCCUAUCUGCGAUCUUGGAAUGUUGAUGGAUGCUUCCGACAGAGUUCCGCUUCGUAAGGCGCUCAAGUCAGCGCUUGAGCUGGGUCGUGCCGUGCAGAAAAGCGGGUACUCUAUUUCAGAAUACGACGCUCCAGCCAGCGAAAGCGAUGCUGAUCUCGACGCAUUUAUCACAGCGAAAUCGAUCACAACUUACCACUACUCGUCGU